CUUCCGCUGUAUGUUGACGACGACCAGGUGGGCCUCUUCUGCCCGAUAGAUGACACCCUCUGCCACUUCUUGGCCAGCUGAGCGAGUGUCUUGGCACCCAUCAUGGCUCUGGAAACGGGAGAAAUACUUCUGCGAGAUGGAGCUUGGAAUGCCUUUAUCUGUGGAUGAAAUGGUGGUGUUUGGAGGGCAGUAGGCCAUGGAUUUAUAGGUCAAGGGUAAAGCAAGCGCCCACAAGGUGGAGGUGGAGCGUGUGAUGGUUGGGAAGGAGACAGUGUUGUGGGCAUGGUACAUGUGGUGCUGCCGUUUGGAGGCACCAUGAUGUGAUCUAGAUCAGGUUCUGCUGGGGACAAGUGUCUGGCACUUGCCGGAGCUGGGGCUGGAUGCCUGGCCUGUACAACCAUGGUGAUCGGUUUGCUGGGGAAUUGGCACGAGGACCCGAUGGGGCUCUCUCGCCGAAAAACAUUUCAGAUAUGGAUGGUGCUUGAAAAUCUCAUCAAAAUCAUUCAUCACAUGUCUGCAGCUAGUUGCAACAACACUGCAUGAAGAGCACUCAAGGCCUUGUCCCCUGCCCAACUCUUUUGCCGACAGCUACACACAACCCACACAUAUGCACUGCCCUGAGACCUCUCUUCCUUCUACUAUAAUUCCAUGGCCUGCUCAACACAAACUUCUUCAUCUCAUCUACUCCUACAGAGCAACAUCACAAUCUACACCACACCUUUAGACUUUCAGAGCCAAACUGAAAUUUAGCCAGCCAAGAACACAUCAGACUCAACCAUGAUCCAUCCAAAGAAGCUUGCUCAGCUGGCCAAGAAGUUCAAGCGGAUAGCUGCCGGAGCCGGUGCCCGCCGCUGGCAGCAUGCCUCAAACACCGCCGACGACGAAUGCUGCAGCACAACGUCGUCUAUGGUUGCUGAUGAGGGCCACUGCGUAGUGUACGCCGCCGACGGAGAACGGUUCGAGGUCCCUUUGGCGUACCUUGGGACGACGGUCUUCGCUGAGCUCCUGAGGAUGUCCGAGGAGGAGUUUGGCUUCGCCAGCGGCAGCGAUGGAGGCAGGAUCAUGAUGCCCUGCGAUGCCACGGUGAUGGAGUACGUCUUGUGCCUUGUCAGGAGAGAGGCCUCUGAGGAGGUUGAGAGGGCCUUCUUGAGCUCUAUUGCUGAGCAUUGCCACAACUACAGUGCUAGUUGUGUGGCGCCAUCGAUGGGACUCAACCAUCAGUUUGCUCUUUGUACUUAGCUACUAGCUUGUCUGGUGAUUAUUUUUGUUAGAACCUGAAGAUCCCUGUACAGUCUGAUUUCGCCGUAUAGAGUACUGAAGAAAGUUUGUCGGUAUGAUAUGUGGGGUAAGGAAACAGGAGAGGAUGUGCCUGACCAGAAGGUGGCAGAACGCGGUGAUGGCGCAGCGAAGGGAAUGCGGAUGGAGGAUUAGAU
Messenger RNA from Triticum urartu, 1433 nucleotides. The record is from RefSeq and is a predicted model, not a curated record. NCBI's taxonomy places the organism in Eukaryota, Viridiplantae, Streptophyta, Magnoliopsida, Poales, Poaceae.